Venturia canescens is the source of this 1510-nucleotide messenger RNA. RefSeq names its product ADP ribosylation factor-like 1 (gene Arl1). Gene Ontology annotation, cellular component: Golgi apparatus; cytoplasm. The transcript has 5 exons. The coding region runs from base 208 to 750 and encodes 180 amino acids. Lineage: Eukaryota; Metazoa; Arthropoda; Insecta; Hymenoptera; Ichneumonidae. The record is from RefSeq and is a predicted model, not a curated record. Gene Ontology annotation, molecular function: GTP binding; GTPase activity. Gene Ontology annotation, biological process: vesicle-mediated transport; intracellular protein transport.
AACGGUAGAAUAUAAACACGUCAAACUUCACACGAACGGUAUCAGUGGCGCGGACAGUCGGCAACAAUUUUAUAUCGUUGUUGGAUUAUUCGCGAAUUACGAGGGGGUGUGUGCACCCCUAAAACUGGUAGUUGCUUUACAACCGAAGAUCUAUUCGUCAUACGAAUUUACGAUUAUAUGUGCCGGAGAUUUUAAUAACCACAAAAAAUGGGUGGGUUGCUCAGUUAUUUUCGCAACUUAAUUGGUAAUCGGGAAAUGCGAAUCCUUAUUCUAGGUCUCGAUGGUGCUGGUAAAACGACUAUUUUAUACAGGUUGCAGGUUGGUGAAGUUGUCACAACAAUACCUACUAUAGGAUUCAAUGUUGAACAAGUUACAUACAAGAAUCUCAAAUUCCAAGUUUGGGAUCUUGGUGGACAAACCAGCAUACGACCUUAUUGGAGAUGUUACUAUUCCAAUACAGACGCAAUAAUUUACGUGGUCGAUUCAGCAGAUAAGGAUAGGAUAGGAAUAUCGAAAGACGAACUAUUGUAUAUGUUGCGGGAGGACGAGCUUCAAGGGGCGAUUCUAGUAGUGCUGGCGAACAAACAAGACAUGGCGGGUUGUCUGAGCGUUGCAGAGGUUCAUCAAGCUCUCGGUCUGGAUGCCCUGAAAAACAGAACGUUCCAAAUAUUCAAGACAUCAGCGACGAAGGGCGAAGGCUUAGACCAAGCGAUGGAUUGGCUUUCGAACGCGUUGCAAAGUAGAAAAUGAUGGGAAGCUGUUCAUUAAAAGCUCAUCGGGUCCGUUAAGUUCGAGCUUUUUACGAUAUAAGAAAUAUCCGACAAGACGAUUGUCAGAUUAUUCCCGAUCGAACGCUCGUUUCACAAAGUAAAAAGAAAAAUAAAACCACGACGCAUGAGGAUAGAGUCGGGCACCAAAUUUGCUCGGCUUCUGAUAAUUAUUUAUUAUGAUCGUAAAAAUAAUAAAAAAAAAAGAAUUUGUUUCAGUGGGUUAUUCAGGACUCGAUAAAAUAAAUGACGUAUCGCGUUGCGUGAGCGGGAAUCUCCUGCGACCUAUUUUCUGUUACGCUGCCACGAAGGAUUUCUUGAGCGGAAUAAACUUUUGACACUUCCAUGUCUUUAUGUUUGACCAUUUGAAACAUUCGUAUUUUGUACAUUCGAAAAAUUACUCGAAUUCCGUCAUUACGUCUUUUCGCUUAAUCAGUUGAUCAGUAAAAAACAAAAACUGCGUAAUCUGACGAGAUAUCGCCACGGGAAUCAAGCCACUGCGGAGUGUUAUUAACGCGGUACGCAAAUCGGGGACAGUGAUUUAUAAUGUAGGAUUAAAACUGUGUGGUUAUGCUGACAAGCCAAAUGAGUGGAGAGAUGGGAGUAAAGUCGCGUCAUUAGUGUACUCUAACGUAAUCAAACAUCUUAUGGCAACAAAAAAGUAGGUUUUGAUAUCCAUUCUAUCGACUGUAUCGAAAAUCCACAGAGGCACUAUUUCAUAAUAAACGUUAUUAUUAAACGAA